AUGAAAGAAACUAUCACAAACCAGGAAAAACUUGCCAAGUUGCAGGCUCACGUGCACAUUGGUGGGAAAAGAACCACUCACAGAAAGAAGAAGGUGGUUCAUGGAACAGCUACAGCAGAUGAUAAACUUCAGCUCUGCUUAAAGAAGUCAGGGGUAAACAAUAUCUCCGGUGUUCAAGAAGCAGAUAUGUUUACAAACCAAGGAAGAGUGAUCCAUGUUAAUAACUCUAAAGUUCAGGCGUCUCUGGCAGCAAACACUCUGACCAUUAAAGGCCAUGCAGAGACAAAGCAGGUGACAGAAAUGCCACCCAGCAUGUCAAACCAGCUCAGUGCAGACAGUCUGCCUAGUUUAAGGAGGGCGGCUGAAGCUCUGCCCAAACAAUGUGUGGAUGGGAAAGCACCCCUUGCUGCUGGAGAGGAGGAGGAGGAAGUUCCAGAUCCUGUGGGGAAUUUUGAUGAGGCUUCCGAGAAUGAGGCAAACUAA
This is a messenger RNA of Cynocephalus volans (Philippine flying lemur), 483 nucleotides long. RefSeq names its product transcription factor BTF3-like. Lineage: Eukaryota; Metazoa; Chordata; Mammalia; Dermoptera; Cynocephalidae. Gene Ontology annotation, cellular component: cytosol; nascent polypeptide-associated complex. The record is from RefSeq and is a predicted model, not a curated record. The transcript has a single exon. Bases 1 to 483 code for a protein of 160 amino acids.